AUGCUGCGGCAAGCGAUCUACGGCGCGCUCAAAGCCUCGUUCUACUGGCUCGGCUUGUUCGUGAGCCGGCACCCGGUGUUCUUCCUGACGGUGCCCGCCGUCCUCACGGCGCUGCUGGGCGGCGCGGCACUGCGUGGAUUCGCGCCCGAGGCUGAUCUGGAACGGCUGCUCGCGCCAGCGCACAGCUUCGCCAAGGUCGAGCGGCGCCUUGCCUACAGCCUCUUCCCGGUGGAGCGCUCCAAACACCGGCUCUAUUCGGACCUGCACACGCCGGGCCGCUACGGCCGCCUCAUUUUGCUCGCGAAACGCGGCGCCAACGUGCUCGAGCUGGCCGAGCAGGUGCUGCGCGUGCACCAGCACGCGCUGGAACUGCGCGUCGCGCAUCGCGGCUUCAACUACACGUUCGCGCACCUCUGCAUGCUCGGGGGCGAGCGCGAGCCCCGACGGUGCGUCCUCGAUGAUAUAAUCGCGAUCUUCGAGGACAUCCGCGAGGCCGUUUUAAACAACAACACGUUCACUAAAGUGCCAGUGAGCUUCCCGAACACCACGUUAAGGGAUGGCCGAGUGGCGUUUAUCGGGCACCAGCUGGGCAGUGUUGUGCUGGCGCCCCAUGGCCGUGAGAGGCACGUCAAGUCGGCAAGAGCUGUCCAGAUCACCUACUACCUACGUCAGCUGGCUCCCACUGGACAGGAUGCUAUUGCUGAGAAAUGGGAGAAUGAGUUUGGCAAGAUGGCGCAACAUUUAGCAGCAACCAGCCCUGACCUACAUGUGCAGGCAUUAACAUCGUUUGGUCUGUGGCGCGACUUCCACGCUACAGGUGCACUGGCGAAGGGCGAAGUGCUGGUGGGCCUGGUGCUGGUGCUGCUAGCUGCCACCAUCUCCAGCUCUAUGCGUGACUGUCUACGUGGUAAGCCCUUCCUGGGGCUGCUUGGUGUCCUCACUGUCUGCAGUGCCAACGUCACCGCUGCCGGCAUCUUUUUCAUCUCGCACGGCAAGUUUAACUCCACACUGCUCGGUAUCCCCUUCUUUGCCAUGGGGCAUGGAACCAAAGGAGUGUUUGAGCUCCUGGCUGGUUGGAGGAGAACGCGGGAGAGUCUGCCCUUUAAAGAGCGAGUGGCAGAUGCCUUUGCUGAUGUGAUGGUAUGCUACACCAUGACAAGCUCAUUGUAUAUUAUCACUUUUGGCAUGGGCGCCAGUCCUUUCACCAACAUCGAGUCUGUGAAGGUGUUCUGUCAGAGCAUGUGUGUGGCCAUCCUGGUAAAUUACUUCUACGUCUUUUCCUUUUAUGGGUCCUGCCUGGUGUUUGCUGGCCAACUUGAGCAGAACCGCUACCACAGCGUUUUCUGCUGCAAAAUCCCCUCUGUAGAAUACCUGGACCGCCAGCCCACAUGGUUCAAGACCAUGAUGAGUGAUGGCCAUGAUCUCUCCACACACCAUGACAGUAUGCCCUACCAGAAUCACUUUAUUCAGCAGUUUCUGAGGGAGCAUUACACAGAGUGGAUUACUAACACAUAUGUCAAGCCCUUCGUGGUCAUUCUCUACCUGAUUUACGCCUCGUUUUCAUUCAUGGGAUGUUUACAGAUCAGCGAUGGCUACAAUAUAGUGAAUUUAUUAGCCAGCAAUUCACCGAGUGUGUCAUUUGCCCUGACCCAGCAGAAAUUGUUCAGCAACUAUAGCCCAGUGAUAGGAUUCUACAUCUAUGAGCCCAUCGAGUACUGGAACUCCACAGUUCAGGAGCACCUAAAGACACUGGGGCAGGGAUUCAAUAAGAUUUCCUGGAUUGAUAAUUACUUUAAUUAUUUGAAGGUCACCAAUGUCAGUGCAUCAACCAAAAGUGAUUUCAUAAAUAUUCUCAAGACUUCAUUUCUAAGAAGACCAGAGUAUCAGCACUUCACCGAAGACAUCAUUUUCUCAAAAAAUGGGGAAGAGUAUGACAUCGUUGCAUCCAGGAUGUACUUGGUAGCCAGAACCACAGAGAAAACAAGGGAGGAGGUGGUGGAGCUGCUCGAGAGACUUCGACCACUCUCUCUUAUAAACAGCAUCAAGUUCAUUGUCUUCAACCCCACCUUUGUGUUUAUGGAUCGCUACAGUUCCUCGGUCGUCUCCCCAAUUUUAACAUCAGGUUUCAGUGUCCUGACCAUCCUCAUCCUCACUUUCUUCCUCGUCAUUAACCCCUUAGGGAACUUCUGGUUGAUUUUGACCGUCACCUCUGUGGAGCUGGGUGUCCUAGGCCUCAUGACACUCUGGAAUGUAGAUAUGGACAGUAUCUCUAUCCUGUGCCUUAUUUAUACUCUCAACUUUGCCAUGGAUCACUGUGCCCCUCACCUCUACACAUUUGUACUGGCCACCGAGCACACCAGGACCCAAUGCAUCAAGAUUUCGCUCGAAGAGCAUGGGGCAGCCAUUUUACAGAAUGCCUCAUGCUUUGUGAUUGGGAUAAUGCCCCUGCUCUUUGUGCCUUCCAACCUGACCUACACACUGUUCAAGUGCUCGCUACUCACCACCGGAUGUACAGUGCUGCACUGUUUCAUCAUCCUCCCGGUGUUUUUGACUUUUUUUCCUCCCUCCAAGAAACGGCACAAGAAAAAGAAACGGGCAAAGAGGAAAGAGCGGGAGAGGGAGCGUGAGAGGGAAGAGAUUGAGUGCAUCGAAGUCAGAGAUAACCCCGACCAUGUGACCAGUGUCUGAGAUGUCUGUGAGUGAGUGUAAUAGGGAAUGUCCCGUCCCGUCCAGUAGGACAAAAACACAUGUAGCAUUUCACAGGUCAUGAGGGUCUAAGUGGAUCCACCUUUUCAAGUGGGAAGACCCUCAACAGUUCCACUAAUGGGCAAGGUUGCUAUCUAGAGCAGAAAGUCUUCUUACGUUCUUACCAUUAAUCCAGACAAGUAUAUAGCAUCUGCCUGCUUCUGUUUACAGGUCACCUCUUAUUUAAGUAAGAUAGAAAUUGGACGUCUGGGAAGUACAGCCUGCAGAUCAUGUUUAAAUUAUAGCACGAACUGCUAAAGACACUGG
This is a messenger RNA of Tachysurus vachellii, 3012 nucleotides long. It is a transcript of the gene ptchd4, whose product is annotated as patched domain containing 4. NCBI's taxonomy places the organism in Eukaryota, Metazoa, Chordata, Actinopteri, Siluriformes, Bagridae. Gene Ontology annotation, cellular component: membrane. The transcript has 3 exons. The record is from RefSeq and is a predicted model, not a curated record. Bases 1 to 2688 code for a protein of 895 amino acids.